UUUCAACAACAACCGCCAUCCACGAUCAUCUCCCGAUUUGAUCCCUCACGCAGUCGCGCCGGCCUACCGUCCCGAUAAUUACAAUAUCAUACUAUAUACGUUCCAUCUACCGGUAAUAACUAUCAAGAUGGCUACUACCGGCCAGAACUUCUAUGAAUUAUACCGGCGGAGCAGCGUCGGGACCGCGUUAACGGAUACCCUCGAUGAUCUCAUCACGGAGCACCGAAUAGAUCCUCAACUUGCCAUGAAGAUUCUCGCCAACUUCGACCGCGCUAUUACCGAGGUCCUACAGGACAAGGUCAAGGCUCGCUUGAGCUUCAAGGGGAGUUUGGAUACCUACCGAUUUUGCGACGAAGUCUGGACUUUCCAGCUCAAGAAUGUCACAUUCAAGAUGGAGAAUGGUGGACAAGUGGUCUCAGCGGACAAAGUCAAAAUAGUAUCCUGCACCGCGAAGCCUACUGGUAGCAAUAACGCGUAGACGGCAACCCACGUGUCUCUGAAUAGUUCUUGGUUUCGGCGACGGAAGGUGGUCCAAGAUGGUACCCGAAGCAUCCCUCUAUGCACUGUUUUGGAGCUCGCGAUCUCUUUUUCGUGCGUCACGGUAGAACGAGCCAAGGAUUGCCGCCGUUUCCCGCCCUCUGCGAUAAAAGCCGAAGCUAGCAAUCUUCGAACGAAUAUUCAUUGACGGUUAGUCUCGAAAAAAUGAUAAGUUUAGUAGGGGACUAUAAUGCGGCAGUAGGGCGUGGAGUUUUUGUAGAAUUAUGCCUUUUUAAGACGGCCACGGGUUUAUUAGCAUAUGACGGCGUAACGCGUAUACGGCGGGUUUCACGGCGUUUUAUGGGAAAAGGCAUACUAAAUUGUGCAACUUGCAUUACAAUUCGGACUAGGUAUUAGCAUGCGUUUAAUAGAGAAUAUUAAGCCCAUCUACUAAA
This is a messenger RNA of Daldinia vernicosa, 932 nucleotides long. Its product is annotated as transcription initiation factor IIA gamma chain. The transcript is spliced from 3 exons. Gene Ontology annotation, biological process: transcription initiation at RNA polymerase II promoter; RNA polymerase II preinitiation complex assembly. Gene Ontology annotation, cellular component: transcription factor TFIIA complex. Lineage: Eukaryota; Fungi; Ascomycota; Sordariomycetes; Xylariales; Hypoxylaceae. Bases 128 to 478 code for a protein of 116 amino acids. Gene Ontology annotation, molecular function: RNA polymerase II general transcription initiation factor activity; TBP-class protein binding. The record is from RefSeq and is a predicted model, not a curated record.